This is a messenger RNA of Coccinella septempunctata (seven-spotted ladybird), 227 nucleotides long. RefSeq lists its product as uncharacterized. The transcript has a single exon. Lineage: Eukaryota; Metazoa; Arthropoda; Insecta; Coleoptera; Coccinellidae. The record is from RefSeq and is a predicted model, not a curated record. Bases 1 to 192 code for a protein of 63 amino acids.
AUGGGUCUAAGAUCUAAUAAGGGGGAUUAUGUCAUAAAAGUUAUUGAACACAUUUAUGAACAAUUUCCUUCAUUUACAGAUGUGUUUACUGAGGAAACUUUUUACGUUACAGUUGUAGCAGUGGUUAUAAGUACUUUUGUUGUAGUUUUCAUUCUUUCUAGAUAUAUUACGUUGAAGGAAGUGGAGAUUUGAAUUUUUUGGCAGUAAUAAAUUAUACAUGACAAUAA